Acaulospora morrowiae is the source of this 1680-nucleotide messenger RNA. The record is from the annotation of a GenBank genome assembly. Lineage: Eukaryota; Fungi; Glomeromycota; Glomeromycetes; Diversisporales; Acaulosporaceae.
AUGGCAACACAACGUCCCGUAUCUGAGCAAUUCAAUCUUCAACAAAAACCUGGAUCUAACCCACAAUAUAGGCAGUCGGCGGACCUUUCUCACUUGGGUCAGCAGCCGACAAACCAUAGGACUUCUCGUCCAACCUCCGAAAUAUUCUCCGCAAACAAUCAUAAUACAUACCAAUCACCCGAAGCUGAGGCCAUUGAUAAAUGGUUCGAAGAUCUUCAGCACUACGAACAAACCCUCGAAGAAAUGGCAACUGCCAGCUUAGAUCAAAAUUUCAAGGAAGAACUUAGUGCCAUUGAACAAUGGUUUCGAGUGUUGUCUGAGGCUGAGCGGACUGCCGCGUUGUAUAGUUUACUACAACAUUCAACUCAAGUACAAAUACGGUUCUUUAUAACAGUGUUACAACAGAUGGCAAGAAAUGAUCCAAUGGGUGCUCUUUUGUCACCAGCAAAUCCCGAGAAAGAUUUGAUGCAAGCACAAUUGGCUGGCGCUAUGGCUAAAGCAGAAGUUGAAGCCAAGUUAGCUGGUAUGUCUCUUAAAUCGCCAACAAGUCCGACAUAUCCACGUCGUUUAUAUGAUCGACACUCAGGCGUCGAAUUCUUAUCCCCUGAAGCCGCCAUUUAUUCGGAUCCAGCUGCAGCUCUUGCACAGCAAAGGGCUCGUCUCCAGGCGAAUACUGGUAAUCGUAAUACGUCUUUAUACUCUUCCCGACCAAAGUCCAUGGUGUCAGAAGGGGAUCAAACAGUUUGGGCGCCUGGUUCUACAACUGGUUCGAAUAAUAAAGACAGAACAAGUAACGGUCGUCCGAAAUCAGCUGAUUUAAGUACAUUACCUUGGACUCCUGCUGGUUUUCCUUUGCGUUCCCCUCGUCCAGGGGGGACCGGUGCUUUUGACGGUGAAUUAUCACCGCUUAUUGGCGGAAGCUGGGCUAGUAUGGUCUCGACGCCAGUGGUACCAAUGUUUGCGGAAAAUAAAAAUAAAGCAGCUGCUGAUGUAGAAUUGGUUAAUAAAAAGCUAACCAACUGGAGUAAUAGUUCUGGAAAUCGUGUUGUGUUAGAGAGUGAUGUAAAAAAAUUCCGUCGGAAUCAUGGAAAAUCAAACCCUGGUGUUCCUGCCACCGUUCAAGAAGAGAAAUAUAGUUCAAAUCAAGCCAACAUUGUUUUAUCGAUGUAUGACACUGAUGGAAAUAUUCGUUCACCUCAACGUUCUCCAAUUUCAAGUCCAAAACCUAUUGUCAGACAGGGUUCACGCCCAUCUUCACCUAAUCCCAAUCCAUCCAAUUUGUACCCUAUGCACUCAAAUUGGACUUCAACAGCCGGAAGUGGAAAAAAUACUCAUUUGGCACCUCCUAACAUCAUGGGUCACAGCGAAGAGAAUGGAGAAGCAGGUGGUUACCACAGUGACCACAGUGAUGCUUCACAUAGUAACAUUAAUAGCACUCCAAAAAGUCACGGUAAAAACAAAAAGAAGCAGAAUGAUGAUGCUGUUGAUUUCAACUUAUUAGAAGACAUUCCUGCUUGGUUACGCAGUCUCCGUUUACAUAAGUAUACACCUGUAUUUGAAGGGAUGAAAUGGCAAGAAAUUAUUGAAUUGGAUGAUCCUGAAUUAGAAAAGAAAGGUGUUGCAGCUCUCGGUGCUAGGCGCAAAAUGCUCAAAGAAUUUGAAAAGGUCAAAGCUGCUAUU